Asterias rubens (European starfish) is the source of this 1966-nucleotide messenger RNA. RefSeq names its product SET and MYND domain-containing protein 5-like. NCBI's taxonomy places the organism in Eukaryota, Metazoa, Echinodermata, Asteroidea, Forcipulatida, Asteriidae. The record is from RefSeq and is a predicted model, not a curated record. The transcript is spliced from 12 exons. Gene Ontology annotation, molecular function: protein binding; histone H4K20 methyltransferase activity. Bases 175 to 1422 code for a protein of 415 amino acids.
UGGGUAAAUGAACUCGUGGCAGGUCAACACCGACUCCCUAGCUUGCUCAACUUUUACACCAAUAUAUUUAACUGGUGUUCUGUUUGUGUUGUUACUCAUUGAUUUCUAGCGCUGGUCCCAAUUCUUUGGUAGGAUUGUUAUGUGCUAAAAGGUCACAAAAAGGUCAACAACAACAUGGCAGCCUCCAGUGAAACGUGUUUUGAUGGUGGAAUGUUGUCACAUAACAACGUCAAAAAUGCCGGUGUCAGCACAAGAUACAUUGAUGAUGUGAAGGGUAAAGGUGUGUUCGCAGCAACAGAUUUCACUACAGGUAACACCCUCUUCACUGAAGACCCAUUGGUCAGUGCGCAAUUUCUCUGGAAUGAAACCUAUCGUUACACAGCUUGUGAGUUCUGCAUGCGCUCAAUGGAAACAGCGCAGGAGAUGGCGCAGAGGUUGACUGGGAACUCGGCCUUGGUACUGCCUCAUCCCGAAUGCUGUACAGUGAAGAGAGAGGAGCAUACAGUGUGUCCACAGUGUCUGAUUCCGUAUUGCGGUGUUGAGUGCCGUGAUCAAGCGAGGGCGCAGUACCAUCAGGUUCUUUGCGUAGGUCAAGCUCCACCCGCUCCUGAACACCCUCUGGUCAUCCUCAAGGAAGCCUGGAAAACGAUGCACUAUCCACCGGAGACAGCCAGUAUCACUCUUGUUAUGAAGAUGAUUGCAACCAUCAAACAAGCAAGGAAUAAAGACUUGGUACUCUCUGCCUUCAGCCAGUUUUGUCAGAAAACAAGAAACGAAGAGCAGCAACUUGCGCAUAAAUUACUUGGCAGCCAAUUCCAGGACCAGUUAGACACUUUGCAGUCCCUUCUGGCUGGAACGCUUUAUGAAGACUGCAUCAAUCAGUGGUUCACAGCGGAAGGGCUAAGGUCACUGUUUGCUUUGAUUGGAAUGAAUGGUCAAGGAGUAGGGACAAGUUCAUUGAGUGUUUAUGUUCAUAACUGUGAUGCCUUGGAUAUAUCGCAUGAUGACAGACAAUCCUUGGACGCAUUCAUUGACCAGCUGUAUGUCGACAUUGAACAAGAAUCGGGUACAUUUCUCAACUGUGAAGGUUCAGCCUUGUACCAGUUGCAAAGCCGCUGUAAUCACAGUUGUCGUCCCAAUGCAGAGGUACAAUUUAAUGCUAACAACUCAACGUUAUCAGUGGUAGCCCUGACGGACAUCAACAAAAGCGAAGAAAUUUGUAUAUGCUACUUGGAUGAAUGCAGUAGAGAAAGAAGCCGACAUUCUCGUCAAAAAAUUCUCAGGGAGAACUACCUUUUUCUUUGUGGAUGUGUGAAGUGUUUGGAGCAGUACAAUGAUGCAGAACAAACCUCAAGUGAAGAGGAGGAGGAGGAGGAGGCAGAUAUGCAAGAUGGGGGAGGGGGAGCAGCUAUGGAUACGUAACUAUAACACUCUGACUACAGAUGUUAGAACAACCCACCCAUACCCCAAAAUGCCACAGCAAUGGUAUUUCAGCACACGCACAGUGAUGUAGAGAGUGGAGCCAUACCCCAAAGUGCUUCGAUAAGAGUGGUAAACUGAAGAAACCACCAGCUAUAUAUGCUUACUUUGCAUUGUUUGUUACCUCGUGAACAGAAAACAACACAAAUGAAGCAUGACAUUGAGGCUCUACACGCCAUGUUUGGUGUGCUUGACGACACGGCCACGACUACCAGUACACAUAGCUUGCAUAACUUGAUACAUUACCACAGUAAUUUGGGCCCCAGUCUCUGCAGGUAUAGAUACCACCUCGGCUGCACCAGCAAGCUCACCAACUCAAGAAGAAAACAAAGUCUACUUUCCUGGAAGAACCAUUUUAAACAACAGGGGGUUAGCAAUUUGACAGGGUUUUAGUUGAAGUUACAUGUACCAUAACUUACCUAGGCCCAAUUUCAUAGAGCUGCUAAGCACAAACAUUUGCUUAGCAUGAAAUUUCUUUCUUGAUAAU